Molecule: messenger RNA, 1502 nt
Organism: Anopheles funestus (African malaria mosquito)
Lineage: Eukaryota; Metazoa; Arthropoda; Insecta; Diptera; Culicidae
Gene: wal
Product: electron transfer flavoprotein subunit alpha, mitochondrial
Exons: 2
Coding region: 126-1124 (332 amino acids)
Cellular component (GO): mitochondrion
Molecular function (GO): electron transfer activity; flavin adenine dinucleotide binding
Source: RefSeq, a predicted model, not a curated record
AAUUGACCGACGUCAAUUGACAACAAUUCCAUUUAAUAAAUUCCCCAUCCGCAACGUCUGUGAUUCUUUUUUUUAACUCUGUUGUUCAUUAAGGCUUCUAUUUGGUUCCGAAGCAAUAGCGCACAAUGUUUGCCCGCUGCUCUUCAUCGCUCGUACGACCAUCGGUUCAGGGUUUUCGGCGCUUCCAGAGUACGCUUGUCGUGGCGGAACACAACAAUGAGACGCUGAACCCAAUCACGGCCAAUGCGGUCACGGCGGCUAAGAAGCUUGGCGGUGACGUGACCGUGUUGGUUGCCGGAACAAAAGUUGGUCCCGUUUCGGAAGCGGCCGCCAAGCUGGACGGUGUGAAGAAGGUGUUGGUCGCGGAAGGCGAUGCGUACAAGGGUUUGUUGGCGGAAUCGCUUACACCGCUCGUGUUGGCUACGCAGGAGCAGUUCAAAUUCACACACAUCGUAGCUGGAGCGACGGCUUUCGGAAAAGCCGUCCUUCCACACAUCGCCGCCAAGCUGGAUGUGUCCCCGGUGUCCGACAUUAUCGGUGUAAAGUCCGCCGAUACGUUCGUACGUACGAUCUACGCCGGCAAUGCUAUCCAAACGGUGAAAUCGAAAGACCCGGUUAAGGUUAUUACGGUGCGCGGUACAAACUUCGAACCGACGGGAGCGGCCGGUAGUGCAGCUGCAAUCGAGAAAGCUCCGGCCGGAGACUUUACAAGCAAAACGACCGAAUUCGUCAGCCAAGAGCUGACCAAAUCCGACCGUCCUUCGCUCACCGCAGCGAAGAUCAUCGUGUCCGGUGGCCGUGGUAUGAAGUCGGGCGACAACUUCAAGAUGCUGUACGAUCUGGCAGACAAGUGGGGUGCGGCCGUUGGAGCUUCGCGUGCCGCCGUCGAUGCCGGGUACGUGCCGAACGAUUUGCAGAUCGGACAGACGGGUAAAAUUGUAGCACCGGAGCUGUACGUUGCUAUUGGCAUUUCCGGUGCCAUCCAGCAUCUGGCUGGCAUGAAGGACUCGAAAACGAUCGUUGCCAUCAACAAGGAUCCGGAGGCACCGAUCUUCCAGGUUGCUGACUACGGUCUGGUGGCCGACCUGUUCAAGGUAGUACCGGAGAUGAACGAAAAGUGCUAACGAAGCACCGAAACAACCGCACACCGGACUGUGUUGAGUGAACAUGCCAGAACAGCCGUGGACGUGCUCGAAUUCGUACAAGCGACUCUCGGCUUGGUGAAGAAUUGUUUUAAAGUGUGUUGUAUUAGUUAUAGGCGCAAAAAUUUAGCUACAGUAUAUAACAUAUAUCGGGCACAAAACAAAAGAAAAAAAAAGACACUAUCCGUUUUGUUGGUGGUCUCCGGAGACGCUGUUGAAUGUCCACACUGCUGACACAAAACGCGGCACAGUUUCUAUUUCUUCGGUGCAAUAAUUCCUUCCAGUUGGGCCUACAAGAGAUUGUGUCCAAAAGCAGGACAAAGAAUUGUUAAUAAAUAUGUCCGUUUUUUCCGUACUAAA